AUGGAACCCAAACCUGGAAUCGUGCAGUUGGAAGAGGCCAAGCAGGGCUUGGCGCUGGAUCGAUUUGGGGAUCAGGAGCACCAGGAAAAGCUGACUCGUCGCUUACUGCUAAAGCUUGAUUUUCGGAUCCUUCCUAUGCUAUCUCUCUUGUUCCUCUGCUCGUUCCUCGAUCGCACUAAUGUCGGAAAUGCCAAAAUCAUUGGCUUGGAAAGCGACCUCAAUAUCACGGACCACCAAUACGACAUUGGAUUGACCGUCUUCUACCUCUUUUAUAUCUGCAGUGAGCUGCCGAGUAAUCUCGUGCUGAAAAAGGCCUCCCCGAGGAUCUGGCUACCAUCCCUGACCAUUAUAUGGGGAAUAAUCACAAUGUGUUUAGGCUUUGUACAGAAUUAUGGCGGGUUCGUGGCAGUCCGCGCUCUGUUAGGCAUUGCGGAAGGUGGACUACUACCUGGAAUGGUACUGUAUUUGUCGUCAUUCUAUAGGCGAACGGAUUUGGCCCUCCGCAUUGGUCUGUUCUAUACCGCUGCGUCGUUAUCAGGUGCAUUUGGAGGUCUUCUGGCCCGUGGACUCGCGGCAAUUGCUCCCCGAGGAGGAUUGGAGGGUUGGAGUUGGAUUUUUAUUAUCGAGGGUCUUCUGACCUUUGCCUGUGGUGCGCUCAGUUUCCUUGUUCUUCCCAAUUCCUUGGACUCGGCUCCAUUCCUUACGACCGAAGAGAGGGAGUUUGGACGUGAAAGAUUGAUGUUGGAUAAUCCUACCAGUGCUGAGGGAACUCUGGCUGCCGAGGAGCAAUCAUUCAUGUGGUCUGAAGUACGACGGGGCAUUUUAUGUGUGCAAGUGUGGCUGUCUGCAUUUGCAUACUUUGCCAUUCUCUCUGGUCUUUAUUCAUUCGGUCUAUUUCUACCAACCAUCAUCAAAAACCUCGGAUUCGCCAAAGAUGCCAAUGAUGUCCAACUAUGGUCGGUUAUUCCUUAUGCGGUGGCAACGGUCGUUACAGUCAUCGUGGCCUUUAUAUCGGAUCAUCUACACCUUCGAGGUGUGAUUAUGUUAUUCACACUACCCAUUGCCAUUAUUGGAUAUGCUAUCAUUGGCAACAUCGAUUCUCCACGUGUUCAGUAUGGCAUGACCUUUCUCAUGGCUACUGGGCAGUAUGCCAGUGUCCCCUGUAUCUUGGUGUGGAUUUCGAACAACUCAGCAGGCCAUUAUAAGCGAGCCACCACAUCCGCAUUGCAGUUGGCCAUUGCAAACUGUGGAGGGUUUGUUGCAACUUUCAACUAUCCGAGUACAGAUGGCCCGCAAUUCCACCGAGGACAUACUAUUAUCCUCGGCUUACUCGUGUUUGCCUGGUUUAUGAUCCUCUGCAAUGUGCUCUAUUGCGCCAAAGUCAAUCGCGAUAAACGGAACGGCAAAUAUGAUCAAUACAUUGGGUACAAUGAUGACCGGAAUCCAGCAUUCAAGAUGGUGCUGUGA
Molecule: messenger RNA, 1467 nt
Organism: Penicillium odoratum
Lineage: Eukaryota; Fungi; Ascomycota; Eurotiomycetes; Eurotiales; Aspergillaceae
Exons: 11
Coding region: 1-1467 (488 amino acids)
Biological process (GO): transmembrane transport
Cellular component (GO): membrane
Molecular function (GO): transmembrane transporter activity
Source: RefSeq, a predicted model, not a curated record